AUGAGUUUAAUGGUUGCACUCAUCAACCGAUCAGUCAAGACCAAGAAAGAUGGCGAGUUAUGGUUCGUGAUGAACGGAGUCCCAAUUAGGUAUUCGCUGUGGGAACACGCUAUUCUUUGUGGUUUAAAUUGUUCUCCGUUGCCUGAGAAUUGGGAGGAAAUUGGAGGGUUCGAAUUCUACCGUAAAUUCUUUGGUCAAGAGAGUUUUGAAAAGGUUAUGAAAGCAGAAGUAAUGAAGAAGUUUGGGGAAUUGGCUGUAGAUGACAGAGAUGACCGAUUGAAGAUGGCUUAUUUGUUGCUGCUCAGUUAUGUCAUUGGGCACCAACAUUCGGAAUACGUGAAUCCAUUUCUGUUGAAGAUUGUCAACAAUGUGGAUGCAUGCGAAAAAUUCCCUUGGGGGACGUUCACGUUCAACAAUGUUCAUGAGUUUGUGGUGAACUAUCUGAAUAAACAUCGGAAGCCGGCUAAUCAGUGGAACUUACCAGGGUUUAUAAUUCCCCUCACGAUGUUGCCGUUCGAAUGUAUUCCCAAGCUUCGUUCAUGCGGAUGGUAUAGUGAAGUCAGGGUGGAAGGAAAU
Molecule: messenger RNA, 576 nt
Organism: Tarenaya hassleriana
Lineage: Eukaryota; Viridiplantae; Streptophyta; Magnoliopsida; Brassicales; Cleomaceae
Exons: 2
Source: RefSeq, a predicted model, not a curated record